UUUGGUGACAGUAUUUGCAUUGGAUACGGCGAUUGGGUUUUUUUGGUUUGUUUUUGGUUUUUUUCCUGAAUUAGACCCAUCGUGGCUGAGCCUACCUUCUGCAUUUCCACUUGGAGUGUCAGUAUUCCUGCUGCACACAUCUGGCUUUUGUUCUCUUUUCAGGCAGGAUUUUCAUUCUGGUGCUUUUUGGAUAUCAAAGUUGUCUGGAAAACAUUUUUUUUUUUAUUAUUACUGUAACAGGAAGGCUGAUACCAUUCUUAACAGUCGAAAAAAAAAUAAUCCUAUAUGUAUAAAGCUGUCUUCAAAUAUCUUUUGUUUGCUAUAAGUUCCUGCAUUGCCUGUAAAAGCAAAUCUGUUCCGAGAAGACUUUAUCAGCCGGGCGCAGCACUGGGAUUUUCGUUUUCCUGUUAAGAAGCUCGGGCAGGCUGGUGUGCUGAGACACGGGGACUCCUCUGAGCACGGAUGUGAGAGGUCUGGGGCUGUGGUGAGCCCAGGGUUCAUGGUGGGCUCUGCUCCCCUGCUCCCAGCUCUUUGGACGAAAUGUACGAACGCCACAAGAGGCGAUACAGCCUGUGCGACAUUUCCAAGGUGGACAGGACUGUAGAUGUUGUGUUGUUAAAGAUAAACCGUGGGAGCUGGUGUCCACUGGAGCCAUGUCCCGACCCCUCCGGGCUGGAGCGCAAGCGCACGCGGGAGUCUCCAGAAUGUGAGAACUUCUUGGAGCAUGGGCUGAGCAGCGUCUGUGCCUCAUCACAGGGUGGUCUUAAAAGAGAGUCUGGGAGUGAGUCUGACCUCUUCCCCUUGCCUGGUGAUGGGAUGGAAGACCUUGUCUUUGGGAAGUCUGAAGAGGAGCAGUCUGCGUGCGAUGUCACCAGCUCCAGCUCCUCUGCAGACGACACCAUGUCCCUGGAGAGGAACUCAUCCCUGGGCAGCGACACGUCCCUCCCCUUCCCACCCGUGGGGAGCUUCGCCCAGCCCAAGGACAGGCACAGCCUGGAUGGCAGCUGCACCAACAUGGUGUCCUCAGAGGGAGGAGAGAAGGAAGAGGAGCUGGACAGCAUCACGGACGUGCCCACUCCUUCCUCCGUCCUGCGCAGCUCCAUGCGGCCGCUGUCUCCUUUCCGCCGGCACAGCUGGGGGCCGGGCAAGAAUGCCACCAACGAGGCAGAAAUCAAUCAGAGGAGUUACAGCCUAGAAGGCCUUGCUGGAGACUCUGGUGAGAACAAGAAGCCCUCUACAAACCUGGAGGCUUCUUCUCUGAGCUCCAAAGACCUCAGGAGGAGUCCACUUGCCAGCAACCAGUCCCUGGUCCUGCUCGCUGAGGAGCUCGAGCAAGGAGAAAUCAGAGACUACAACCACCAGGUGCAUCAGACAUCACAGCCACAAGGAUUUAACUUCUGUUCUUCUGCUGUUUCAUCUCCACUGACCAAAUCCAUGUCUCUAAUGUCAAUUAGCAAACCAGUGCUCGACAGUGCGCAGUCCUUUGGCAGCUCCAUGGGCUCCUCAGUGCAGAGCAUAUCUGAAGAGAGCAGCAGUGUCUCCGCUGGUAAAGGUGUAACAAAAGUCAGCCGUACCUUCAGCUACCUCAGGAAUAAAAUGUCCAGCAGCAAGAAGAGCAAAGAAAAAGAGAAAGAUAAAGAGAAGACUAAAGAGAAGGACAAAGAUUCCAAGGAGAAGGAAAAAGAUAAGAAGCUGUUAAAUGGACAUCUCUUCACUGCAACCUCCGUUGUAGCCCAAGCAACCUGUUACCACUGUAUGAAGCCUUUCAAUAAGGAUUCGUACUACUGUGCAAACUGUAAUGCAAUUGUUCACAAAGGCUGUAAGGAGAAUUUUGCUUCUUGUGCAAAGGUCAAAAUGAAGCCACAGAGAGGGAUGCUGCAGGCACAUGAUACCUCUUCGUUACCCACAGUAACCAUGAGAAACAAAAGCUCGCAGCCGAAGGAGCGCCCGCGCUCCGCGAUCCUCACUCCCGACGAAAGCACCGUCACCUCCACCUUCAACAACAGGAGAUCACAGCAGCCCACUGCACUCUCCAAAAGUGUCUCCAUACAGAACAUUGCAGGAGUUGGGAACGAUGACAGCUUAAUACACACUUGGAAAUUCCUGUCGCAGUCAACAGACUCUUUACAUAAAAUCAGCCGGGUUAAUGAAUCCAUGGAGUCACUGGUUGAUGAAGGUGCAGAUAUGAAUGAAGGACAGCUGAUGGGAGACCUGGAAUUAGAUUCCAAGCAACUGGAGGCAGAGUCCUGGAGCCAAGUAGUGGACAGCAAGUUCCUACAGCAGCAGUACAAAGAUGUUGUCAAACGGCAAGAUGUGAUUUAUGAGCUAAUGCAGACAGAAAUGCACCACGUCCGCACCCUGAAGAUCAUGAACGAUGUGUACAGUGCAGCCAUGUUAAAGGAGCUGCAGUUUGAUCAACAAGUCGUGGACAAGCUCUUUCCCUGCCUGGAAAACUUGCUGCACAUCCACAGUCAGUUUUUCCAGCGGAUUCUGGAAAGGAAGAAGGAGUCACUGGCAGACAAAAGUGAAAAGAACUUUGUUAUCAGGAGGAUAGGUGACAUCCUAGUGAAUCAAUUCUCUGGGGAGAACGCUGAGCGAAUGAAGAAAACGUACGGCAAAUUCUGCGGGCAUCACAACGAGGCUGUCAAUUACUUCAAAGAUCUUUACUCAAAGGACAAGCGCUUUCAGGCAUUUGUCAAGAAAAAAAUGAGCAGCUCCCUGGUGAGGCGUCUUGGGAUUCCUGAAUGUAUCUUGUUGGUAACACAGAGAAUCACAAAGUACCCAGUCCUUUUACAAAGGAUACUGCAGUACACCAAAGAAAAUGAAGUGGAACAUGAAGACUUGACUCAGUCAUUAAACCUUGUUAAAGAUGUGAUUGCUGCAGUCAAUAGCAAAGUCAGCAAGUAUGAAAAGAAAAUGCGUCUUGAGGAGAUUUACAACCGGACGGACAGCAAGUCCAUCAUGAGGAUGAAGAGUGGCCAGAUGUUUGCAAAAGAGGACUUGAGGCAUCGGAAACUCAUCCGAGAUGGGCCUGUUUCACUAAAAAACUCAGGUGGCCGGUUAAAAGAAGUCCAGGCUGUUCUCCUCUCUGACAUGCUCGUGUUCCUUCAGGAGAAGGACCAGAAGUAUGUCUUUGCCUCACUGGACCAGAAAUCCACUGUGAUCUCUCUGAAGAAGUUGAUCGUACGAGAAGUGGCUCAUGAAGAGAAGGGUUUGUUCCUGAUCAGCAUGGGUGGAAAGGAUCCUGAAAUGGUGGAAGUCCACGCCAGCUCCAAAGAAGAGCGCAAUGGCUGGAUACAGAUCAUUCAGGACACAAUGCACACCAUGGAUAGAGAUGAAGAUGAAGGAGUCCCUUGUGAGUCUGAGUUUGAAAAGAAAUUGUCUGAUGCGAAAGUGAGAGGACUGAAAGAACAACUUCAGCAGAAGGAUAAACAGAUCCUGCUCUUGCUGGAGGAGAAGACGAAGAUCUUCCAGGACAUGGCGGACAGUUCUGUGCAGGAGGAGAUGCCAGACUCGAGGCUGCUCUUCAGAGCCAACACAGAAGAGGCUCCAAAAGGAGAGGCAAUCAUGAAAACGGCCAUAAAUGAAGUUGAACUGCUGCAAGACCUGGUGAACAGGAGCCUGGGCACUGCCCUUGGACAGCAAGUCAGCAGCACUGCCAUGGAUCAGGAGGGAGGAGUUGGCCCCAUCUCACUCCCUAGAAGGGCAGAAACUUUUGGAGGAUUUGACAGUCAUCAGAUGAACGCCUCCAAGGGUGGAGCGAAAGAUGAAGGCGAUGAUGCUCAGGACCUUCGGAGAACAGAGUCAGACAGCAUUUUAAAGAAGGGUGGAAAUGCUAAUUUGAUGUUCAUGCUGAAAAGGAAUAACGAGCAGGUCCUCCAAACCAUUACCAGCCUCCAUAAGCUGCUCAGUGCUUUGCAGGGCGUGGUGCUGCAGCAGGACACCUACAUCGAGGACCAGAAGCUGGCUCUGAGCGAGAGGGCUCUGAGCCGAAGCUUCUUCCGGCCCACCUCGCUGCUGGAGCAGGAGAAGCAGCGCAGCCUGGAGAAGCAGCGCCAGGAGUUGGCCAACCUGAAGAAGCAGCAGACACAGCACCAGGAGGAGAGGCGGAGGAGGGAGAAGGAGUGGGAAGUCCGGGAGAAGGAGCUGGCAGAGCACGAGGCCGAGCUGGCGCAGCGCGAGGAGCAGGUGCAGAGGCAGAGGCAGGAGCUGGAGCGCGAGCGGGAGGAGCUGCAGGCGAAGAAGGUGGCCUACCAGCUCGACCUGGAGAGGCUCCGCACGGCGCAGAAGCAGCUGGAGAGGGAGAAGGUGCAGCUGAAGCAGGACGUGGAGAGAUUUGCUCAAAUGCGGCAGGAGCCUGACCACAACCAGGUUUCAAAUCUACAUGAGAAACUUGCAAGAGUCUCCUCCCAGUCCAGCACUGACGAAUCCUCCAUGCAGAAGAACCCUUCCCUUCCUAAACAAGGGCACUUUGAUGCAGAACUUUCUGUCUCCCCCAAAAGGAACAGUCUUUCAAGGACACACAAAGAGAAAAGCACUUUCCAUUUGCUUAGCACAACAAACCAGACUAACAAGGCAGCUGAGGAACAGACCCAGAUGCCUACUCGCCUCUUCAGUUUAGCCAAACCAAAGGAGAAGAAGGAAAAGAAGAAAAAGGGCAGGGGACAUCGCUCCCAACAGUCUGAUUCUCACUCAUCAGAAGCACCUCCAGAGGGUGAGGAGAUCUUCUGCUGAGCAUGGACUAUUCCAGUGGUCACUCGUGGCAUUGGCACCGUGGACAUCUCCCUGCCUGUGACACAGCACGUGGCUGGUGCCUGCGCUGGACAAGCAUCUGGAGGUUUUAAAUAAAAGAAGUUCUGAAGUCUGCUAAGUGGUGGAUAAGGGCCUCUCUCCUGUGGUUUUAGGUGAAUUCUCCCUGCAGAGGCUGUGCCUGCAUGGCACACAGGACCAUCUCCCUGUGCAAACCUGAGGUCAAAUGAAUUGGGAUAGAUGUUGUCUCUUCUUACUGCUAAAGGAUGAGAGAACAUAGCCUGUGCCUUCAAAUUCCCCUUUUCUGGGGAAAAGAACCAAAACCAAGCAUUUAGCAAAAGAUUAGGACUCUACAAAUGGUGCGUACACACUGGCAUAUAUAGAUAUACUGUAUAUGUACAUAUAUGUAUCUAUGUAUCCACUGGGAUAUGCUUACAGUCCCUGCAGCCAAGGUCCACCCGUGGGGAUAGAUGAUACCUGAGGACUUUCAGGGAGUGUGUAGAUAUUAAAUAUCUUGCCCUUACUGCUCCGACUGUAACACAGUGACCUGCACACCCCUUUUGUGCUCAUGGGAUAAGGGAUGUUUGGUUUCAGAAGGGUACAUUACACCAGGAAGCAGUAACAGCAUUCAGAAGCAACAACUCAGAGGAUAAAAAUUAAAAUUUAAAAUCAUUAUGAACAACUUCAGUGGGGCAGAGAAAUCAAAUGUCAAACUUUUUCUAGAGUCAAGCAGAACAUUACUGGAUAUAUUUAAAAUGGCACAGAAAAGAGAAUUUUGGUAGGCUGGUAAGGCAAUCCCAGGGAGCCAGAACAGACUGUUCAAAUGGAAGCCACAGUAAGCAACAUUUUUUUUACACAAUCUCUUUGAGCUCCAGCUCAGUCCCUCCCAUCCCCAAAGUAAAGAUUAUGUUUUUGCCAGAAUAGAGCUCUCCAGUUGCAUUUGACAUCCCCAUACACACCUAAUGACUGAGUGGGGGACUGGCUAAAAAUCUGCUUUUAGGGAUCUUCGUUCUGUUCUUUGUGUUUUUCUUAGCCUGCUUUUUUGUGCUACCGUUGGGCUUCUGUUUCUCUGGAUUUUCUCACUUGCCCUGCUCGUUUCUGAGGCAGAGUGAGAGCAGCAGUGUCCAAGCAGGUCAGUGAGACAUCGUGGAGCAGCAGGAUGGGCUCCAAGGAGAUGGCUGCUGUCCCUGUGGCUGUGCAAUACCGGCCACUUAGGAACCAUUUCUGGGGAGAAAAAGGUUCUGAUGGACAAACCCCCUGUGGGACAGGUCUGGAGGCCAGUGGCAUGUCCCUGUGGCCUCUGGGGUGGAGUGUCUGUGCAGAAUGGGAAGGUCCAAGGGCAGCUCUUGCUGUGCCAGCUGUGAGGUGUCUGUAGAGUUGUGGAAUACAGACAUGUGUUCAGUGGGGGAGAAGAAAUGCAACAAGACAUACUUUUCUCAAAAAUCACCUUUCUCCCAAACCCUGUCAGGAGAAUUACCCAGGUGGAUUUGUAAAUUGUUACCAGCUUCAAAAUAGGUCAAGGUUUUGCUCAAGAGUUUGAAACUGUCAGGUACAUUUCCUUUCCUACCAGUUUUUUUUCUUUGAAAUAACAAAUAAUUUCUCUUCUUGUACUACUGUUUGAUUUCAGUUUGCUCUCAGACUUGUCAUGAGCUGGUGACCCACAGCAAUUUUCAGAGUUAGUGCUGAUGAGUAUCAGCAGCAUUGAUGGUGAGGUGGAUGCUUGGGCUGAGCUGUCUUGGUGCAGGAACCCUGCUUGCUUUGGAAGCUCUCUACACUAUUAAAACUCAAAAGAAAAAGAGGAAAAAAAAAAAAGAAAGGAAAAAGGGUUGAGAUUUAUUUUUAUUUUGUUUUUUUUUUUAAUAUUAUUUGGUGCUUGUUCUUAAUUGCAAGCAGGGCUUGCAAAAAUAUUUAUCUUUCAUUUUAUCUGAAAGAGUUUUUUAAAAAGUUUACUUGGUUUUAUUUUUUAAUUUCUUUUUAUUUUUGCUUUUGUUUGGGGAAUAGUUUGAGGUUUUUUUUCUCUUUCCCCUCUUUUUUUUUUUUUUUGUUUCUUUAUUUGUUUUGUUUUCUUACCAAAAGAUUGGUAAACCAAAUGUUCUCAUCUUCCUGUUUCCAACAAACCAUGGGAUUGGGCAGUAGUGCUUUGCAGCUCAUUCCAUGCCCAAAGUCACACAAUUUCAGCAGAGAGCUUUCUUCAAGGCAGAGCAUCUUCAAGCCAAAAAAAAUCUGGAAAAAGACACAGUGACUUCAGACAGGGCUCCUUCUGUGAAUUAGUUUCCAUGUUUAAAGAUUUUGGUUAGGUUUUCUCAUUCCCUUUGGAGGCAAAGGAAAAAGCAAAGCACGGAGUGCCUUGCAGUGAUGAGAGGGUCUAGUUGCUCUCCAGGACCCGAGGGGAGCUGAAGGAGGCAUGUGCUGGUGGUGUGGUGUUACCUUUUUCAUAAGAAAACCACCAACUUCAGAAAGUAUCUUCUGCCCUGCUGCUCAUACACCUGCAAACACGAAUGGGCCAAGCUGAAAUUUCUGGAAACCAAAGCAGUGCGUGGCUCAUGUACCGUUGUGUGAACAGAGACCAGGGCACUGCUACAUCUGAGCUCCCCUCAGUCUGGAACAGCCUUUGCCACUAUGAACUUUCCAGUUUAUCCCACUGUCUUUUCCCCAGUCCCAGAACAUGCUAUAUUCACAAGACAGCAAUGUCCCAUGGCUCUGAGAAGGGCACCAAAAUGCAGAUGAGUGACCCAGGGCAGCAGGAUUGAGUCUGCCUGGCUUCACCAUCUCUCCUGACCUGUGUAAAUCAAAAAGAGCAUUCAGUGCCUGAUGUGCAAAUACUAUUGGCUAAGUGAUCUCCCAAGGUCCCUGUGGUUCCUUGACAGAAACCACAGGUGUGAGUCAGAAAUACAGUGACCAGAAAUCCUGUGUACCAAAGCUGUUUGUGUCUUAAAUUCUGGUGGCCAGACCUUUGUCCCUGGAGGAUGCCUGUUACUGUAUGAUUCACUUUUUUGGAAUGAAGCCUCUCCUCCCAUGCUGCUUCCUCCUUCUUUCACCUUUAGGAAGGUAAGGGCUUGUUUUUAUCUCUUUAGCCUUUUAUUUUUCCCAUCUCAGGUUUUCUUUGGAAAGGCUUGGCAUAGGUUCCCAGAGUCAGAUUCCUGCUCUGAUCCCUGAAGGUUGUCUAGUGUUGUCUGCUAGAGUAUUGUCCCAGCUUGACAGCACCAAAACCUUUCCUCUUCCUGGCCUUAAAAUUGCAUUUGCUCCAGUUCCAUGCCUGGCAUCCAUCCUGUAGUUGUUGAAAGCAUGUUAUUUCUUCAGCCCAGCCUGCUGCUAGUUCCCAGAGCCAGUCCCUUGAUCCCAUUUGGAGCACCCCAACCACCCUGUUUUGCAUGGGGUUCCUGGGACUCAGAGUAGGUUCAAAAACAUCUCUUUGAAGCCCAUGUUUUUGGAGGAGAAGAGGAUCCUGCGAGGACUCUUGGAGCUGUUUGUGCUGGUGUUUCUUGGAGGGCAGAAAUCAGAUUUGAUUUUCUUGGGCUUUUCUUGGCCUGGUCUUUGCCACUGCCCAAAAGGAGGGGUUUCAGUGUCCAGGGAAAGUGAGAGUGUGGGCUCAGACAAGUAUAGAAGUGGCCAGUAUUAGCUGGGGGUGUCAGAAUACCCAGCAGCAGAAAGUAACUAUAGCAAAGAGUGGGAGACUCGAUGGGGCUGUGUGGGCUUGGCCUUAGAUUCUUUUAAAUGAAGUGAUCAUCUCAACACAUAACUUGAUGUCAGUUUGAUGCCAUAAAGCACUUUAAAUGGAACUGGUCUUGCCCCUUUUAAUUAUGGUUAUUUGGAGACAAUCACUUUUGCCAUUGCUUCCCCCUCUGUAUCCCAGCAAAAUCAGAGCUUCAAGUAGGCGUGUUCCUGGUUUGGUUUGGCUUUUCCCUGAGAGGGGAGGACGAGCCAAGCUGUUUGUAUUAUUUUUAGACCAAAGUGGGUGUGAAUCUGACUACAGUCCCACUGCAAAUAGGUUAAGUGGCAGGAUAAGAGAACUGGCUUCUGUUGGCUCAGGUAUAUCCCCCAGGAGAGCUUGUGUCAGCUUCACCAUCAUCUUCCUCAUAGCAGGUAGGGAAGCAGCCCCACCAGUGGUUUUCCCUCCAUCUCCUUUUUCUUGUAGAAACUCAGAGUGAAGGAGAUGUGAGGGGAUGCAUCCAAAUAAGUGAGGCCCUUUCCAUGCACCGAGGCGUUUACCUCCCAGUGCCCUCCCCGGGACAGGAGCUGUCGUCCCCACUGAGGGUGGACUCUUCCCUCUGGAGGUGUGGCAGCACAGUAAGGCCAUCAGCUUGUGUGGAUUUGCAUCCAGAGAGUCCAAUCACCUUUGCACCUUCCUUGAGUCACUAGGAUAUCUCACAGCUAUUGCUGAAACACCCAAUUCCAGUCCUUCCACAUGCCACCUAGUCAGAAGAGGUUCUUCAGGUGCCAAAUCCCAAGGAAGCUGUCUGGGAUGUCUAUGGCAUGGAGCAAGGGAGGACUGGGCAGGGGACACAGGAGAGUAUCUGCUAAAAUCCCACAAAACAUUCCUUGUUAACUAGAACUCUGGAAAUUAUUGUGCCUGCUGGCCAGGUUUGGGAAUUUAUCAUGAUUUAGGGCACUCUUUUAAGUAAAAAACCUCCCCUGCUGCUCAUAACUCUUGCUUCAUUUGUCAGAAGGGGCACCAAUCCACAAUUCUUCAUUGGUGAUACAGCUAAUUUUUAAACAUAGGUGAGCUGAACUGGCCAAAUCUCCUACACCUUGUGCUCUUCAGUCUUGAGAAGUGUAACACCAGCUCCUGCGUUUCCAGGGCUCUGUGCCCUUUCCUUCCACGUGCAUUUCACUGACACUGAUGCUUUGCCCAAAUAUAGUUCAGCUUCCAUUGCUUGGGGGAGGGGGGAACAGGAUAACACUGCUUUGCAUACAGCUAUGAGCUUUGUAUGUAUGUAAGCUGUCUAUAGGUAUCCAUCCUUUCCGUGCUCUAAAGUAAUGCUACUAUUUUCUUUAUCAAUAUUAAACACUGACUCAAAAAAAAAAAAAAAAAAAAAGAAAUAAAAAUCUAUGUCCAGUUCAGUUCGCCUAUGGUUAAAGUUUAGCUUGGUGUUUAUUUUGUACUAAUAUGGAAUGCACUUGAGUAAUUCCCAGAACAUUGAGGUGUAUUAUAAUAACCUGAUAUACCUCUGCUUUUGGUUUGUUUCUUAUUAAAAAAAAAAAAAAAAAAAAAAAAAGGAAAAAAAAAAAAAAAGCUUUGCAUUUUCAUGUUGAACCCAUAAAGAAAAAAAGUUGGGGAAAAAAGAUUUUUAAAGAAGAGGGUAAAACCUAAUUGCUGUAUGUUAAUUUGUAAUUAUGUAAAAAGUGAUCAGGUUAUUGACUGUAAAAUUCUUCAGUUUUUCUGCCAGAAACCAUUAGGUUUUGUAACAAGCUUUUAUUUAUCUUCCUUUUUAGUUAUCAGUAUCAACCUCUUGUAAAGUCAUUCUUCCUCUAAAUAAAUUUGAUUUUAAGUCUGA
Molecule: messenger RNA, 10244 nt
Organism: Vidua macroura (Pin-tailed whydah)
Lineage: Eukaryota; Metazoa; Chordata; Aves; Passeriformes; Viduidae
Gene: AKAP13
Product: A-kinase anchoring protein 13
Exons: 29
Coding region: 541-4734 (1397 amino acids)
Biological process (GO): positive regulation of canonical NF-kappaB signal transduction; adrenergic receptor signaling pathway; regulation of Rho protein signal transduction
Cellular component (GO): actin cytoskeleton; membrane
Molecular function (GO): guanyl-nucleotide exchange factor activity; MAP kinase scaffold activity
Source: RefSeq, a predicted model, not a curated record